Molecule: messenger RNA, 2818 nt
Organism: Guyanagaster necrorhizus
Lineage: Eukaryota; Fungi; Basidiomycota; Agaricomycetes; Agaricales; Physalacriaceae
Exons: 2
Coding region: 219-2477 (752 amino acids)
Source: RefSeq, a predicted model, not a curated record
UCUACCGGGACCAACCGGACCGGUCAUGUGAUGGCCGCAAGAUUGAAUGCCCCUGCCAAUCAGAAACAAAUUCUAUGGUUUACCAGUCACCACGAUAGCGUUUUUCACCUUCUCACUGAGACGCCUCCGCGACUCGAUUUUCGCUGUUUGACACCGCUUACCUGGAGGAGGAAGCCCAGACGGUGAACGGCCCUUACAGCAGUAGCUUUCGUCCGCUCAUGAUAAAACGCAAACGCGCACAAAGUCCAACGUAUAGCUCUCAGGACGAGAUCUCAGUGGUGGUGCAACCAAGUCCAAGUAGACAAGCCGAAGUUGGCUCAUCACCCAGAAAACGGGGUGAACUGUCAACUGAGGGUAUGUCUUCGCCGCCGCCGAGAAAGAAGAGCAAGAGGGAUGAGGUGCUUACUGGUGUGGACGAGUAUAAUCGGUGUCCAGAUGUGAGCGGGAGGGCGAGCGUUAUCCGGGAUCCAUUGCCGAAGAAACUAAAAGUCAAGCCAAAGCCUUCCAAGCGAAUGGAGUCCGUCAGGCCGCGAACACACUCAUUUGGGGCACGCAUGAAGUCAGUCAACUGUCGCGCGAAGACCAUCCAGGAGUUUCUCAGCCCCGACCAGGAACCAGUCAUGACUUUCUCGGUUUACUACGAUGAUACUCUGGAGCAUGUGCGCCUCAUCGAUGCCCGCGAGGGGAUCUACGAAUACUCCAUGCAAGACGAUGAUCCCGAUACCGUUACUGAAGAAGCUUUGUCUAUGAACCUGCAGUUCAUCCGGAGACGGUUGAAUGGCCAUGGUGUUGUCGAAGAUAUAGAAUGGCAUGAUCCUGAGGCGGGCUCGAGACUUGGAGUCGACGUCGGGACUUCCCCACCAACCCCGCCUAUGUCUCCAAAGGCCGGAGGCAAACAAAGCGCCGUUCCCACCGUCCCUGAAAACCACAUCUUGCUUUCUCCGGCAUACGAUAUCGAUACGAACCUCGACAACAAUUAUGUAUACCUCGAAGACAAUCAUUCCGUCUUCCAUGAUCCCCACACAGGUCUAUCGGAGCCACAAGUUGGUCCUACGACGCAUUUUCCCCUUGUACAUCAUUCUCCUAUUCACAAUUCAGCUACUUCUUUCCCUUCCUCGACGUCGUUUCAAGGAAAGGAGCAGCUGCUUGAUCCCCUCCACGAUUCUUCUUCUCUCCAAGGCAAUUCGCGUUUGCAGGAUGAUUUACCGCACCUUUGGUUAGAGGACUCAGAACCGCUGCACAAUGGUACUAUCGACCCGUCUCUUUUGGGUGGGGGACCAAACCCACCUUCCCCUGCUGUUCAAAUUGAAGCAGAAAAUAUGCUGGAUGAAUGGGAGAUGUCGGACUUGACUUCUCUUGAAGACAGCAGUAGUCCGUGCAUUGAUCUGAUCCCUCUCGAACCUCAUCCAUCGCCAAAGCUGAAAAAAAGGUUUCGCCCUCCCGACCGGAGGAAGAGAUCCGAGUGGCCUGUGACGGACAAGGAAUCCUUUUGCCAUCAGUGCAGAAACCGCUCGUUUCGAGCAUCCGUGUAUUGCGGGUGCGGGAAGGCAUACUGUGUCAGGUGCAUUAAGAUAAAGUACGACAAUUUGGAAUUUGAUGCCGACGCGAAAGAUUUCGUUUGUCCGAAGUGUAACAAUACGUGCACAUGUGAUAUCUGCACCAGGGCUAGAGGCGAGGUGUAUCAUUCAAUGAGGGUUGGUUCGACCAAGCGGGCACUGCCCACGCGUUCACGUACAGUGGAAGCGGACCGCCCGUCAGUUUCAUCGUCACGUUCUACGCGAAAAUUACUCAAGUCACGGAGGGCUAGGGACGCUGAGGGAAUGUAUACGGAAGAACGUAGUGCAGAUCACAGUGCACUUUCGUCGCGCGUCCUUGCUCCUACACAGCACCGGCACCAACGUCAUGUGCAACGAUGCGACCCUCCACAUGUUUCUCUCCUCGGUGGUUGGACUACUAUACCUCCGCUCAGUGAACGUAAGCAGGGUCCAGUGAAAUACUGGGGUAGUAUAUACGGGUUUUCUGGGGAGAAAAUUGGGACUGCGUAUAUUCCGGAGGAUGGGAAUUCCAAUACGCUCUUGGUCCAGCGUUCCAGAGUGUUCGUUGGGGAGAUUCAGCCUGUCUGGGGGCUAGGUACCAAUCCGUUGUUGAGAGAAGUGGAUCCUGCGAGGAAAGAGGUGAACAAGGACGCUCAGACGACUCGGAGGAGGUUCGUCGGACAGCAGGCGCCCUUGUUUAUGCCCAUUCGGACGAUAGAUUCCUCCGGAGUUAUAGAAUAUGGGUCGGAUGCUGAUGGAGAGGACGAUCCUGAGGGGCCAGGGAAUAGGCUUACGUCCAAUGACGAACAUCCUGGGUUUGAGUGGCGGAGGGGCGAAGCAUUGGAUCCUGAUAAGAUCAGCUUGGCUGAUGAGGACGUGACGUCGGUUGUUAUCAUGUCUCUGAAGCAGAUUGGCGUUACCGCGGUGGUUUCUACAGAAUAGAUGCGUCGUUCGUCAGUGGAGUAGCUUUGGUUAUUCUUACGGUAAAUGUAUCUAAAGCUGGAAGUCUCCUUCGUAGCUUAUAUCUUGGUAUCUUGGUAUACCCCAAACGACAAAAGUGCUAUCGUAUUGUUCAAUGCCCAUUCUAUUAGUACUGAACCUUUGGACAACGUUUCCAUCUUGCCGAUGCCCGGGUAACUGUACAGCAAUCAACCCUAUUUGACUGAUUCACUCAACCUUCUACAAGCAACUGAGCACAUUGUGUUAGGUUAGGUUACGCCGCGUUGGCUCCGUGCGUCAUGGGCCGGUCAAGAUCACAAGGGAAUUUGUUCGGCUGCCGCGCG